AUGGCCGGCGGAAACUCGCGCUAUGUGCGCUACAUUGCCAUCGCGAUAUUCACCCUUGCCCUCUUUUACUUCGUCUCUAAUUCCAAAUACGAUGCCGCCAGCAUCCGCGACGCCAUCCCCCACGCCUCCGACAAGACGCCGCCCGCCGCCGAGAAGCCCAAGCCGCAGACGGACUCCAAGUCGCCGCCGCCAGCCACAGACAACAAGGCUGCCGACAAGCCUGUCGAAAAGCCCGCCGAUGUGUCCACGACCAAGCGGCCUCCCCCCGCCGGCGACGCCAAGGAAUACCCCCUGGCCCUGAGCCCUGAGGACCCCAACUGGGACAAUGACCUGACUGGCAUCGCCCCCGGCCCGCGUAUGAAUGCCACCUUCGUCACCCUGGCCCGCAACAGCGACGUCUGGGACAUCGCCCGCUCCAUCCGCCAGGUCGAGGACCGCUUCAACAAGCGCUACAACUACGACUGGGUAUUCCUCAACGACAAGCCCUUCGACGAGACCUUUAAGAAGGUAACGGCCUCGCUCGUCUCGGGCAAGACGCACUAUGGCGAGAUCCCCAAGGAGCACUGGUCCUUCCCCGAGUGGAUCGACCAGGAAAAGGCCAAGAAGGUGCGCGAGGACAUGGCCGAGCGCAAGAUCAUCUACGGCGACUCCAUCAGUUACCGCCACAUGUGCCGCUUCGAGUCGGGCUUCUUCUUCCGGCAGCCCCUCAUGAUGAACUACGACUACUACUGGCGCGUCGAGCCCUCCAUCGAGCUCUACUGCGACAUCCACUACGACCCCUUCCGCCUCAUGCACGAGCAGGGCAAGAAGUACAGCUUCGUCCUCAGCCUCUACGAAUACGUCGAGACCAUCAAGACCCUCUGGGACAGCACCAAGAAGUUUAUGAAGAACCAUCCCGAGCACAUUGCCGCCGACAACUCGAUGGGCUUCCUGAGCGACGACGGCGGCGACACGUACAACCACUGCCACUUUUGGUCCAACUUUGAGAUUGGCAGCCUCAACUGGCUGCGCAGCAAGCAGUACAUUGACUUUUUCGAGUCGCUCGACCAGGACGGUGGCUUCUUCUAUGAGCGCUGGGGCGACGCCCCCGUGCACUCCAUCGCGGCCGGCCUGAUGCUCAACAAGAGCGACAUCCACUUCUUCAACGACAUUGCCUACUGGCACGUGCCCUUUACGCACUGCCCGACGGGCGAGAAGACGCGCCUGGCCCUCCGCUGCCACUGCAACCCCAAGGAGAACUUUGACUGGAAGGGCUACUCUUGCACGUCUCGAUUCUUUGACAUUAACGGCAUGAAGAAGCCCGAGGGCUACGAAAACCAACAGGAUUAA
Purpureocillium lilacinum is the source of this 1329-nucleotide messenger RNA. Its product is annotated as alpha 1,2-mannosyltransferase 2.4.1. NCBI's taxonomy places the organism in Eukaryota, Fungi, Ascomycota, Sordariomycetes, Hypocreales, Ophiocordycipitaceae. The record is from RefSeq and is a predicted model, not a curated record. Gene Ontology annotation, molecular function: alpha-1,2-mannosyltransferase activity. Gene Ontology annotation, cellular component: Golgi apparatus; membrane. Gene Ontology annotation, biological process: protein N-linked glycosylation; protein O-linked glycosylation; cell wall mannoprotein biosynthetic process.